UGCUGAGCAGAGCUGGGGACUUGAGAGGCUUGGGGGUGGCAACUUGACAGGGUUGGGGUUUGCACGAGGAGAUGGUGAAGAAACUGGUGGUGGGCCAUCAGAGAACGGUGUGCAGGAGGAGAGAACCAGGGGGGAGCCCAGCAGAAAGAGAAAUCUCUUUUCUCACCUUGGCCGUGUGGCCCCAUCAAUGACUUUACCUCUCCUUGCCUUAGUUUUCUCGUCUGUAUGCCAGGAUGAGGUGGAUAAUCUGUCCUCAGAGUUGUAAGGGUGUGGUGAGGAGCCCCAGGCAAAAACCCAAGGAUCCCCACCUCCUGGUACUUACAUCCCUGUGUGGUGCUGUCCCUCACCGUCACAGGGCUGGUCUGUGAGACCAAGAGACUACACGUAUGUCAUUUUCAAGGCUACAUUAUAAAAGACACUGUGGCUUCUGUCUUUUCUCUCUUAGAUCACUCAUGCUGGGAGUACCUCAAGCUGCCAUGCUGUCGGGAGAGGCUCAGCAUGUGGAGGCCUAUCUAUAUCCAGCUGCUGAGUAUGGAGAAGAAAACCUGACUGCACGUUGUCUGGUCCACAUUUUAGCUUGUUUCCUUUGAAGAAUGUGCAAGGUGGAAAAAUAGAUGCUUCAGGCUCUGAUUUCAGCCCCUGCUGUGCUAUGCAAAUGUUCUCUACAUGCCUGAGUGACCUUUUUGAGAAAGAGCCUUUGUGAUCUUCUGCAGCCAGGGCCUGUUCUGGGAAUAGUGUGCCAGGUUUCUCUAAAAGUGGGAGAAGUGAAUCUGUUCAAAGACCAUAUUAAAAAGCCAGUGCUUUUCCUGGAUAAAUACCGAUAAGUUCAUGUUUCUUACCGUCUCUUGCCAGAGCUUUUGAAAUUUGCUCUGCAGUGUGUUGUCCCGGUUGAUUUGGAAAAUGAUGUGUGUGAGAGGGGACUGACUAAAGCAGUUCUGUAGCCGGGAAAGUGUUUAAGUGCUUUUGAAUUGUAGAUAAAAAUAAAUUCAAACAGGCAUCCUUAGCAUCUGGGUGUUUAUCAGUGUCUUCAGGUGCCGCUCCGUAAGGGCCGACCCGGUGACUCGCAGCCAGGUUUGGAAGGUUCUUUUUGCCCCGAACUGUGCUCUAAUGAUUUGGAUUUACAUUGUUUUCUAUUUGUUUGGGUUAUUGUACAGAAUGAAAUAUGUCAUGUUAAAAGUAUAAUUGUUUUUUUAAUGUUGUAAAAGAAAUACCAUUCUGAUAUAUUCCUCUUGGAAAGUGAUACUGGUGUCUUGAGGUUCAUGACUUUUAAUGCUUUUACUGAUAUGUUUAGUUUGUAUAGCUGAAAUGAAUGAAAAAGAGUUUUCUCUUUCUCCUUUUCUCUUAAACCACCUUUUUGAUGAGGAUCAUUAUAGGUUUGCUCCAGAAUAAAGUUGUAGAGUUAAUCGUAACAUUCUGUAGAAAUUCUAAAAAUUGAAUUCUCAGAGAGGAUAUGAAGACUUUGAGUGACUGGUUUACUAACUCCUUCCCUGAGCAUAGGAUAAUUUUUUUCUCUAAAGAUUGUCAAUCUCUUUAGGUAGGAGUAGAAGUUCCUAAAGGAAUGCUUUCUUCUCCAGAUCUUUACCCUGUGGCUCGUUUUGGUUGAGCAAAGAUGAAUAGUUCUCUGGUGGUUAGCCUGCUCUGUUGGGUGGAAAAAUUCUUCUCUGUUUUCAUGGUUAAAUGCUCUAUCAUAUGUCUUUUUCUCCUCCCCAAGUUUCCCUGGAACCUGGGCUCCCUGGGACGCAGCGCUGGAGCAGAUGGAUAAUGGAGACUGGGGCUAUAUGAUGACUGACCCAGUCACGUUAAAUGUAGGUGGACACUUGUAUACAACGUCUCUCACUACAUUGACGCGUUACCCGGAUUCCAUGCUUGGAGCUAUGUUCGGAGGGGACUUCCCCACAGCUCGGGACCCUCAAGGCAAUUACUUCAUUGAUCGAGAUGGACCUCUUUUCCGAUAUGUCCUCAACUUCUUAAGAACUUCAGAGUUGACCUUACCCCUGGAUUUUAAGGAAUUUGAUCUGCUUCGGAAAGAAGCAGAUUUUUACCAGAUUGAGCCCUUGAUUCAGUGUCUCAAUGACCCUAAGCCUUUGUAUCCUAUGGAUACUUUUGAAGAAGUCGUGGAGUUAUCUAGUACUCGGAAGCUUUCUAAGUACUCCAAUCCAGUAGCUGUCAUCAUAACUCAACUAACCAUCACCACCAAGGUUCAUUCCUUACUAGAAGGUAUCUCAAACUAUUUUACGAAGUGGAAUAAGCACAUGAUGGACACCAGAGAUUGCCAGGUCUCCUUUACUUUUGGACCCUGUGAUUAUCACCAGGAAGUUUCUCUCCGGGUCCACCUGAUGGAAUACAUUACAAAACAAGGUUUCACGAUCCGCAACACCCGAGUGCAUCACAUGAGCGAGCGGGCCAAUGAGAACACAGUGGAGCACAACUGGACUUUCUGUCGGCUGGCCCGGAAGACCGAUGACUGACCUCUGAGCCGGGAGAAGUUCCUGGAAACUGACUCUCCAGGACAUGGAAGAGACUGAUGAUUUUUUUUUUUUAAUCACAGUGUGGGAUUUUUUUUAAGUAUUUGUAUUUAUUUGAAGGCAUUGAGGACCAGAAGGAAGUUUUGUGCUUUAGCAGACUCCUCUAUGUUUUGUUCCCUUUACCUUGAGUAUGCAUGUGCCUGUUCAGAGCCUCCAGAUACCUUUUUUAUAAAAAGAAGUAUGAAAAUCAUUAUGGUAUAUAAUCUACUCUUAACAGAGCUUUUUUUUAUUACAGUGCUACAAUGAUUUCUGAUUAAAUGAUCCCUAACUCAACUAGAAGGCUAAAAAUGCAGGAAUGAAAGAGUAAACAGAGUACCCAUGAUGCCUUUGAGAAAAAUCAAAACAUCAUGUAGGGUGACCUAGUUUCCAAACCCAUAAGCAGUAUCGUAAUAUUAAAGGAAAACUGUUCCAAUCAUUUAAAAGUACUUGUUAAGUACUGCUUUUUACAGUUAUGACAACUGUUUCUUUCUAUGCAUAUAAAUCAAGCAACCAAAUAUCUGUAGCCAUGGAAAUGUCUGACUAGAAAUAUUUAUAUUGGAUUCUGAAUACAAAAUGUCCCUGUGGUAGAACUCUUACUCCUUAUGCCUGGUGCAGUAUAAUUCCCAAGUGUACUGUCUACCAGAAGAAAAAAAAACUAAUAAAAAAAUGAAAUACAAAAA
Suricata suricatta (meerkat) is the source of this 3184-nucleotide messenger RNA. It is a transcript of the gene KCTD6, whose product is annotated as potassium channel tetramerization domain containing 6. Gene Ontology annotation, molecular function: cullin family protein binding. Gene Ontology annotation, biological process: protein homooligomerization; ubiquitin-dependent protein catabolic process. The transcript is spliced from 3 exons. Bases 1755 to 2468 code for a protein of 237 amino acids. NCBI's taxonomy places the organism in Eukaryota, Metazoa, Chordata, Mammalia, Carnivora, Herpestidae. The record is from RefSeq and is a predicted model, not a curated record.